Molecule: messenger RNA, 528 nt
Organism: Exophiala bonariae
Lineage: Eukaryota; Fungi; Ascomycota; Eurotiomycetes; Chaetothyriales; Herpotrichiellaceae
Exons: 2
Coding region: 1-528 (175 amino acids)
Source: RefSeq, a predicted model, not a curated record
AUGUCAUUAAUCGCUUACGUUGAGCAAUACAUCAAGCUCGCCAAAAGUGAUGCUACCAAGACUCUAGGCCUCAGAGUUGGAGGCAAAGAUAUCGUCGCGGGCGACUACUUACCACUCUCAGAAGCCGUAUCUGUCCCCGAAAUUUCUCUCACGACCGACGACCCGGCAGGGAGAUAUGUGACUGUCUGCGUCGAUCUUGACGGUCCAUAUCCAAGUUUCCCAUUUCUCUCCCCGAUUCUGCAUUGGGUCCAGUCCGAUUUGCAGGCUUCGCGCUCUACGAAAGCGCUGACCACAGAAAAGCCGUUCAUCGCCAACUAUAUUGGCCCUGGACCUCCGCCGGGAAGUAGUCCUCAUCGCUAUGUCUUCUUGCUCUACAACCAACCAGAGGAAUUUGACCUGAAGCUUUAUGCUCCACCCGGAGGGAAGGAGUAUGGGAAUAUGGCCCGCAUGCGGUAUGAUCUGGCCGCAUUUGAGGAAAAGGCAAAGCUGGGGAAGCCUAUCGCUGUGAAUUAUUUUACUAGCAAUUAG